Messenger RNA from Bactrocera dorsalis (oriental fruit fly), 1818 nucleotides. RefSeq lists its product as uncharacterized. The record is from RefSeq and is a predicted model, not a curated record. Lineage: Eukaryota; Metazoa; Arthropoda; Insecta; Diptera; Tephritidae. Gene Ontology annotation, molecular function: 3'-5'-DNA exonuclease activity; nucleic acid binding. Bases 347 to 1288 code for a protein of 313 amino acids. Gene Ontology annotation, biological process: DNA catabolic process. The transcript is spliced from 5 exons. Gene Ontology annotation, cellular component: cytoplasm.
UUCGUGAUUAUUGUAACUGAAAACAAGUAAUACUAUAAACAAGAAUGAAAGGACUGUAUGCGACAAUUUUUUCAAAAGUUAGUGAUCUUUGAAGUUACAUACGUGACGGAGGACUGGGUGAGGUCUUUCGAAUUAUAUCUCGCUGUACUCGGUUGGAAUUAAAAAGCUUGAGGAGGCUAUAGACACUAUAGGCCAAGAUAGUAACGAUGACGCCAAUUGAUAAUGAGCCAUUACAUAAUCGCAAAACGUUCCCGUAAUAAAUAGCGUGCAAUAGCUUCCGUUUGGCAAAUUAAAUAACUCAUUCGCGCUGAUGUUCGCAACGAUUGCAGUUUAGUUGCUCGGUAUUAUGGAAGAGAGCUUUCAGUGCAAUUACGAGCAACGCGCGAUCGCUUCUUUCGUGUUGCUCAAAUUAACAACAAAAGAGUUUGAAACAAAUGAAGAGUUACGUUUUUAUAAAAUUGGUGCGAUUGAUGAAUUUUGUAUGUACGGAAUUUCCAGUAACCAACUCGAGACGAAACCGAUAUAUAACAAACAUUGCUGUGGAAAAAAAUUAAUGAUUCCCGAAAAACCGCGUGUUCUGAAUAAGCUAUUAUUGACAAUGAAUUCCGAGCAAAAUACUGAACGGAGUGACUACCUUACUUUCAUACAUUUCAUCAAGCACCUGCAACAACCUGUGUGCUUGGUUUCACAUCGUGGAAAGGAUUUAUGCUUUCCGAUUAUCAAACACAAACUGGAUAAGUUUAAAUUGGAAAUGCCACCCAAUACUCUAUGCUUGGACUCUACUUUUGCUUUUCGUGGUUUAGAUGAACAGAUGAGGGUCGAGCCUGCAAAAGUGGAAAACGAGAUUAAUGCUGAUACUCGUAGCAACAACAACAACAUCACCAACGCUGAUAACCGACAAGAUACUCAACUAUUGAUGACAGUACCAACACUCGCAGAACAACUUGAUGCUGAAACAAAAACCGACUGGAGCGCACAUAACGAAACCACACCUCAGCGACCAAUAGUUACGGGCGUCAAACGUCGUAUUUCGAACGAUUCAACGCCCACAACAUCUGAAACCGCUUUGCAAAAAGUUCGUCGAAGACUAUUUACGAACGAAUUAGAGGCCAACAAGUAUGAUGUAACAAAUAUGUAUGAAAGGUUGUUUUACACUUCAUAUAGAAGAAAGCCUUAUACUGAAUCACAUGUGAAAGCUCUAAUGCAUUUAAUCCAAUUAUAUGGGGAAAGUUUUAUUGAAUAUGCAAAAAAUUAUGCUACUCCUUUUGCUGAAAUACAGGAACCGUAACUAUAGGUGAUUAAUUAUAGGAUCCCGCAGGACCUGAGUUCGAUUCCAGUUUAAAACAAUUAGUUUUAGGAAAUGACGAAGCUCUGAAAGUAUUAUAUUUCGGCUACUCACAAAUCUUCUAAAUACAACGGUUGAUGGACCAAAUGUGUAAAAAAAUUAAACGGUUAGUCAGAGCUUCUAGAUGCCUAAUACACUUGUAGUAUAAAUUUAUGACCCAAUAAUUUUUAUAUUUGAAACAAAAAUAAAGUUACCGAACAAGGUUGUACUGAUAAGAGCUAUAUAAAUGUGUCACCGCUAAAUGAUUUUGAACGAGUUUCAAUUGUAAAAUCAUAAAUUUUUACUCUUGUAAAAAAAAUUGUUGUUGGAUUACAUACAAAAAUGUGUUUACGCAUUACAACUCUCACCGCUAUGUUAUCGAUUCGUUAUUACUUAUAACUUUAUGAGACUGAUUUUCCGAUAUAUGUAUGUUUGUAUGUAUGCGCGUUAAAUUAUCUAAUAAAUACUUCUGAACAGUUUGGCGAAACAAAAAU